Molecule: messenger RNA, 2703 nt
Organism: Oncorhynchus keta (chum salmon)
Lineage: Eukaryota; Metazoa; Chordata; Actinopteri; Salmoniformes; Salmonidae
Exons: 1
Coding region: 1-2703 (900 amino acids)
Source: RefSeq, a predicted model, not a curated record
AUGGUACCAUUUACCAAUACACCCACCCGCACACCCACCCGUACACCCACCCGUACACCCACCCGCACACCCACCCGUACAGCCACCCGGCCAGCCACCCGCACAACCACCCGUACAGCCACCCGCACACCCACCCGUACAGCCACCCGUACACCCACCCGUACAACCACCCGUACAGCCACCCGUACAGCCACCCGUACACCCACCCAUACAACCACCCGUACACCCACCCGUACAGCCACCCGUACAGCCACCCGGCCAGCCACCCAUACAACCACCCGUACACCCACCCGCACACCCACCCGCACACCCACCCGCACACCCACCCGCACACCCACCCGCACACCCACCCGCACACCCACCCGUACAGCCACCCGGCCAGCCACCCAUACAACCACCCGUACACCCACCCGCACACCCACCCGCACACCCACCCGUACAGCCACCCGGCCACCCACCCAUACAACCACCCGUACAGCCACCCGCACACCCACCCGUACAGCCACCCGCCAGCCACCCAUACAACCACCCGGAAAGCCACCCGUACAGCCACCCGCACACCCACCCGUACAACCACCGGGACAACCACCCAUACAACCACCCGUACAGCCACCCGGCCAGCCACCCAUACAACCACCCGGAAAGCCACCCGGACAGCCACCCGUACAACCACCCAUACAACCACCGGGACAACCACCCUUACAACCACCCGUACAGCCACCCGGCCAGCCACCCAUACAACCACCCGGAAAGCCACCCGGAAAGCCACCCGCACACCCACCCGUACAACCACCCGGAAAGCCACCCGUACAACCACCCGGACAGCCACCCGCACACCCACCCGUACACCCACCCGCACACCCACCCCAUAACCACCCGGAAAGCCACCCGUACAACCACCCGGACAGCCACCCGCACACCCACCCGUACAACCACCCAUACGCCCACCCGUACAGCCACCCGGAAAGCCACCCGGACAGCCACCCGUACACCCACCCGUACACCCACCCGCACACCCACCCAUACAACCACCCGCACACCCACCCGUACAACCACCCGUACACCCACCCGUACAGCCACCCGUACAGCCACCCGUACACCCACCCGUACAGCCACCCGUACAGCCACCCGGACAGCCACCCGUACACCCACCCGUACAACCACCCGGACAACCACCCGCACACCCACCCGCACAGCCACCCGUACAGCCACCCGCACACCCACCCGCACAGCCACCCGCACACCCACCCGCACAGCCACCCGUACACCCACCCACACACCCACCCGUACACCCACCCGUACAGCCACCCGGACAGCCUCCCGUACAACCACCCGUACAGCCACCCAUACAACCACCCAUACAACCACCCAUACAACCACCCGUACAACCACCCAUACAGCCACCCGUACAACCACCCAUACAACCACCCAUACAACCACCCGUACAACCACCCAUACAGCCACCCAUACAACCACCCAUACAACCACCCAUACAACCACCCGUACAACCACCCAUACAACCACCCAUACAACCACCCGUACAGCCACCCGUACAGCCACCCAUACAACCACCCAUACAACCACCCGUACAGCCACCCGUACAGCCACCCGUACAGCCACCCAUACAACCACCCAUACAACCACCCAUACAACCACCCGUACAACCACCCGUACAACCACCCGUACAGCCACCUGGACAACCACCCAUACAACCACCCGUACAACCACCCAUACAACCACCCGUACAACCACCCAUACAGCCACCUGGACAACCACCCGUACAACCACCCGUACAACCACCCAUACAGCCACCCGUACAACCACCCGUACAGCCACCCGGACAACCACCCAUACAGCCACCUGGACAACCACCCGUACAACCACCCAUACAACCACCCGUACAACCACCCAUACAGCCACCCGUACAACCACCCAUACAACCACCCGUACAACCACCCAUACAGCCACCCGUACAACCACCCAUACAGCCACCUGGACAACCACCCGGACAGCCACCCGUACAACCACCCAUACAGCCACCCGUACAACCACCCAUACAACCACCCAUACAGCCACCCGUACAACCACCCAUACAACCACCCGUACAACCACCCAUACAGCCACCCGUACAACCACCCGUACAACCACCCAUACAGCCACCCGUACAACCACCCGUACAACCACCCAUACAACCACCCGUACAGCCACCCAUACAACCACCCAUACAGCCACCCGUACAACCACCCAUACAGCCACCCAUACAACCACCCAUACAGCCACCUGGACAACCACCCGGACAGCCACCCAUACAGCCACCCGUACAACCACCCGUACAACCACCCGUACAGCCACCCAUACAGCCACCCGUACAACCACCCAUACAACCACCCGUACAGCCACCCGUACAGCCACCUGGACAACCACCCAUACAGCCACCUGGACAACCACCCAUACAGCCACCCGUACAACCACGCAUACAACCACCCGGACAACCACCCGUACAGCCACCCGUACAGCCACCCGUACAACCACCCAUACAGCCACCCACACAACCACCCAUACAGCCACCUGGACAACCACCCGGACAGCCACCCAUACAGCCACCCGUACAACCACCCAUACAACCACCCAUACAGCCACCCAUACAACCACCCAUACAACCACCGGGACAGCCACCUGGACAACAGAGACAAAGGUCUGUGA